This is a messenger RNA of Penicillium olsonii, 1833 nucleotides long. Lineage: Eukaryota; Fungi; Ascomycota; Eurotiomycetes; Eurotiales; Aspergillaceae. The record is from the annotation of a GenBank genome assembly.
AUGCGGGAAGUCAAUUUCAGUAUCCCCAACGUGAACAAGGCUUCGGUCAACAUCACCACCACACUCUACGACCGCCGUGCCCUCGAUUGCACAUCAACCCUACCGCUCAUCAACUCGCUCAACCAUCUUGCCUAUCUCACUACAUCGUCCGCCCGAAUUCGAGAUAUACUCACCGUUGACGGCGGCGUGGAGCGUUUGAUAUGCAUUCUCAAGGAGGGCCGCAGCAAGGAUCUGAUGGAGAUGUGGAAAUGGAGCCUCGCUUUCCAAUGUGUCGUCAAUAUUGGAGUGCGGGGCUCUGAGGGCGUCAGGACUCGUGUGGUGGAAGCCGACAUGGUCCCCGUCAUUGCCACCAUCCUGAGUAAUUACAUCAAGGUGGUGGAUAAGGUUCGAGCACGCGACUGCCCCGAGUCCGAGAAGCAGUCGUCUUCCAAGGAAGGGAAAUCUAGCAGAGAACCCUCCGCUCGUUCCACUCCGAUGGAAGUGGACACCCAGACCGAAUCACACGAGUCCGAAGAGUCCCACCGCCGACAGGACCCUCCGAGCAUCGAACUCCCCCAGCCCUUCCGCCACGAAAGCCAGCCAAUCGAUUCCGAUGCCAUGGAUAUCACCUCUCCUCCCCAUGCCCCCAGAAUCUCAUCACCAGAAAGCAGCAACCUUGGACAAGAAUCUCACCACCGGGCCCAUGACGGUCGGUCGCCACGUGCAGGCCAUCGCCUUCGCUCCAUGCAACCCCUAGCUACAGCAGUUCCAUCCGUGGAAACCCCGGAUGGCUUUGGAUUACGCCCAGUGCAUGACACUGAGCGUCUCCCUAGCAUGCUUCCCGGUCUCCAGACCGGAAUUGUCUCGCAGCCGGAUUCCCCGACUACCCCCAGCGGACCCCUUCAUUCGCAACCUCGAAGCCUUCCCCAAACGAUCGCCGCCAGGCAGCGCCCUGCUAUCCGCCAGCAGCAGUCUGGCUCUGGUGAGUCGGACGAUGCCCAGGGCGAAGACUCGACGAUGGAUGAGAGCAACAUGGGACAACCCACCGAGACUAUUGUUGGACUUCCGGAUCGGAUGGAACUUGACAAUGUUGAGGGACGCGAAGACGCUAUGCUGGAUAACGUCUCUCCCGCUCACGGUCUUACCGUCACGGAUCCCUCUGAAGAGGAAGGCCCAGAGGUCGAGACUUUCAACAUCACCCAUCGAUCAACGGUCGAUGGUAGCAUCAUUACCAACGGCAACGGUCAAAAUAAUGGACUGGGUCUCUCCCCAACCCAAGCCACCAACAACCCCAACUCUCCCACUCUCACCCCCACCCCCUACGCCUUGUACCUCCGUGACCGCAACGCUCCCGCCGCUCAGGGUGUCUUGACUGCCAUGCCUCGUGACGAGGAUGUUCUCAUGUCCCUGCAGCUACUGGCAUACAUCUCCAAGUACUGCUACCUCCGAUCAUACUUCCAAUCCUCCCACCUCGUCCCCAGGCUGAAGAUUGACCGCGAACUUCAUCUUUUGGAUGAAAACCCCGACCCCUCAUCGAUUGAGAUGUGCGAGGACGAGGAUGAGUAUAUCAACCCUGAUGAUGUCAACAUCUUCCCCCUGGUGGAGAAAUUCACCGUGAGACAUCACUCCAAGGACAUGCAGUACUGGGCUUGUGUGGUCAUGAGAAACCUUUGUCGUAAGGACGAGGCAAAUGGUGGAAUCCGCCAAUGCGCCUACUACAAGUGUGGCAAGUGGGAGGAGUACCAGCGUCAAUUUGCCAAAUGUCGACGUUGCCGUCGCACCAAGUACUGCAGCAAAGAAUGCCAGAAAUCCGCUUGGGUGUAUCACCGGCACUGGUGCCACAUGACUCCCUGA